Molecule: messenger RNA, 7453 nt
Organism: Myotis brandtii (Brandt's bat)
Lineage: Eukaryota; Metazoa; Chordata; Mammalia; Chiroptera; Vespertilionidae
Gene: SLIT3
Product: slit guidance ligand 3
Exons: 37
Biological process (GO): axon guidance; negative chemotaxis
Molecular function (GO): calcium ion binding; Roundabout binding; heparin binding
Source: RefSeq, a predicted model, not a curated record
GGCAUCCCCCGCAACGCCGAGCGCCUUGACCUGGACAGAAAUAAUAUCACCAGGAUCACCAAGAUGGACUUCGCUGGACUCAAGAACCUUCGAGUCUUGCAUCUGGAAGACAACCAGGUCAGCAUCAUCGAGAGAGGCGCCUUCCAGGAUCUGAAGCAGCUGGAGCGAUUACGUCUGAACAAGAAUAAACUCCAAGUCCUUCCAGAAUUGCUUUUCCAGAGCACACCGAAGCUCACCAGACUAGAUCUGAGCGAGAACCAGAUCCUGGGCAUCCCGAGGAAGGCGUUCCGCGGCAUCGCCGACGUGAAGAACCUGCAACUGGACAACAACCACAUCAGCUGCAUUGAAGAUGGAGCCUUCCGAGCGCUGCGCGAUUUGGAGAUCCUCACCCUCAACAACAACAACAUCAGCCGCAUCCUGGUCACCAGCUUCAACCACAUGCCGAAGAUCCGAACCCUGCGCCUCCACUCCAACCACUUGCACUGCGACUGCCACCUGGCCUGGCUCUCGGAUUGGCUGCGGCAGCGGCGGACGGUUGGCCAGUUCACACUCUGCAUGGCACCCGUGCACCUGAGGGGCUUCAAUGUGGCAGACGUGCAGAAGAAGGAGUACGUGUGCCCAGGCCCCCACUCGGAGCCGCCAUCCUGCAAUGCCAACUCCAUCUCCUGCCCUUCGGCCUGCACCUGCAGCAAUAACAUCGUGGACUGCCGGGGGAAGGGCUUGACGGAGAUCCCCGCCAACCUGCCAGAGGGCAUCGUCGAAAUACGCCUGGAGCAGAACUCCAUCAAGUCCAUCCCUGCCGGAGCCUUCACCCCGUACAAGAAGCUGAAGCGAAUAGACAUCAGCAAGAACCAGAUAUCGGACAUCGCUCCCGAUGCCUUCCAGGGUCUGAAAUCGCUCACUUCGCUGGUGCUGUACGGGAACAAGAUCACCGAGAUUGCCAAGGGGCUGUUUGACGGGCUGGUGUCCCUGCAGCUGCUCCUCCUUAAUGCUAACAAGAUCAACUGCCUGCGGGUGAACACGUUCCAGGACCUGCAGAACCUCAACCUGCUCUCCCUCUAUGACAACAAGCUGCAGACCAUCAGCAAGGGGCUCUUCGCCCCUCUGCAGGCCAUCCAGACGCUCCACUUAGCCCAAAACCCGUUUGUGUGCGACUGCCAUCUGAAGUGGCUGGCGGACUACCUGCAGGACAACCCCAUCGAGACCAGCGGGGCGCGCUGCAGCAGCCCCCGGCGCCUGGCCAACAAGCGCAUCAGCCAGGUCAAGAGCAAGAAGUUCCGCUGCUCAGGCUCAGAGGAUUACCGCAGCCGGUUCAGCAGCGAGUGCUUCAUGGACCUCGUGUGCCCCGAGAAGUGUCGCUGCGAGGGCACCGUUGUGGACUGCUCCAACCAGAAGCUGGCCCGCAUCCCCAGCCACCUCCCUGAAUACGCCACCGAUCUGCGACUGAACGACAACGAGAUAUCUGUCCUGGAGGCCACCGGUAUCUUCAAGAAGUUGCCCAACCUGCGGAAGAUAAACCUCAGUAACAACAAGAUCAAGGAGGUGCGAGAGGGCGCCUUUGACGGAGCAGCGGGCGUGCAGGAGCUGAUGCUGACAGGGAACCAGCUGGAGAUGGUGCACGGGCGCAUGUUCCGUGGCCUCAGUGGCCUCAAGACCUUGAUGCUGAGGAGCAACCUGAUCAGCUGUGUGAGCAAUGACACCUUCGCUGGGCUGAGCUCAGUGAGACUGCUGUCCCUCUAUGACAAUCGCAUCAGCACCAUCACCCCCGGAGCCUUCACCACGCUGGUCUCCCUGUCCACCAUAAACCUCCUGUCCAACCCCUUCAACUGCAACUGCCACCUGGCCUGGCUCGGCAAGUGGCUGAGGAAGAGGCGGGUCGUCAGUGGGAACCCCCGGUGCCAGAAGCCAUUCUUCCUCAAGGAGAUUCCCAUCCAGGACGUGGCCAUCCAGGACUUCACCUGCGAAGGCAACGACGAGAGCAGCUGCCACCUGGGCCCUCGCUGCCCCGAGCAGUGCACCUGCGUGGAGACAGUGGUGCGGUGCAGCAACAGGGGGCUCCAUGCCCUCCCCAAAGGCAUCCCCAAGGACGUGACUGAGCUGUACCUGGAAGGAAACCACCUCACGGCCGUGCCCAGGGAGCUGUCCGCCCUCCGACACCUGACACUUAUUGACCUGAGCAACAACAGCAUUGGCGUGCUGACCAACUACACCUUCAGUAACAUGUCGCACCUCUCCACCCUGAUCCUGAGCUACAACCGGCUGCGCUGCAUCCCGGUCCACGCCUUCCACGGGCUGCGGUCCCUGCGCGUGCUAACCCUGCACGGCAACGACAUCUCCAGCGUCCCCGAAGGCUCCUUCAACGACCUGCUGUCCCUGUCCCAUCUGGCGCUGGGCACCAACCCGCUGCACUGUGACUGCAGCCUGCGCUGGCUGUCGGAGUGGGUGAAGGCGGGGUACAAGGAGCCCGGCAUCGCCCGCUGCAGUAGCCCCGAGCCCAUGGCCGACAGACUCCUGCUCACCACCCCCACCCACCGAUUCCAGUGCAAAGGGCCAGUGGACAUCAGCAUUGUGGCCAAGUGCAACGCCUGCCUCUCCAGCCCGUGCAGGAACAACGGGACGUGCAGCCAGGACCCCGUGGAGCUGUACCGCUGCGCCUGCCCCUACGGCUACAAGGGCAAAGACUGCGCCACGCCCAUCAACACCUGCGUCCAGAACCCCUGCCAGCAUGGCGGCACCUGCCACCUGAGCGAGAGCCACAAGGACGGCUUCAGUUGCUCCUGCCCGCUGGGCUUUGAGGGGCAGCGAUGUGAGAUCAACCCAGACGAUUGUGAGGACAAUGACUGUGAGAACAACGCCACCUGUGUGGAUGGGAUCAACAACUACGUGUGUGUCUGCCCGCCUAACUACACAGGUGAGCUGUGCGACGAGGUGAUGGACCACUGUGUGCCGGGGCUGAACCUCUGCCAGCACGAGGCCAAGUGCAUCUCGCUGGACAAAGGAUUCAGGUGCGAGUGUCUCCCCGGCUACAGCGGGAAGCUCUGCGAGGUGGACAACGAUGACUGCGCGGCCCACAGGUGCCGCCAUGGGGCCCAGUGCGUGGACGCGGUCAAUGGCUACACGUGCCUCUGCCCCCAGGGCUUCAGCGGGCUCCUCUGCGAGCACCCCCCGCCCAUGGUCCUGCUGCAGACCAGCCCCUGCGACCAGUACGAGUGCCAGAACGGGGCGCAGUGCAUCGUGGUGCAGCAGGAGCCCACCUGCCGCUGCCCCCCGGGCUUCGCCGGCCCGCGCUGCGAGAAGCUCAUCACCGUCAACUUCGUGGGCAAGGACUCUUACGUGGAACUGGCCUCCGCCAAGGUCCGGCCCCAGGCCAACAUCUCCCUGCAGGUGGCCACGGACAAGGACAACGGCAUCCUCCUCUACAAGGGAGACAACGACCCCCUGGCGCUGGAGCUGUACCAGGGCCACGUGCGGCUGGUCUACGACAGCCUGAGCUCCCCGCCAACCACCGUGUACAGCGUGGAGACGGUGAACGACGGGCAGUUUCACAGCGUGGAGCUGGUGAUGCUGAACCAGACCCUGAACCUGGUGGUGGACAAAGGAGCCCCCAAGAGCCUGGGAAAGCUCCAGAAGCAGCCAGCAGUGGGCAUCAACAGCCCCCUCUACCUUGGAGGUAUCCCGACCUCCACGGGCCUCUCCGCCCUGCGCCAGGGGGCGGACCGGCCGCUGGGCGGCUUCCACGGCUGCAUCCACGAGGUGCGCAUCAACAACGAGCUGCAGGACUUCCACAUGGUGGCCGCAGCCGUGUGGACACUGGAUAAUGGCCCUGGGACACCACAGAGUGUCUCCGGAAUGACUGAGCUCGGCCACGGGGCCAGUCGGAGGUGGAGUGUGGGAUGGAGACAGUCCCACGGAGCUGGGUCUGGGUCUGAGCCCGGAGGUGGAGGAAGACACCUCCCGCAGCACCCACGCCCCGGUUCCCCUCUCACCCUCUCGUCUGCCCACAGCUGCAACCACGGCAAGUGUGUGAGGACCGGGCCCUCCUACGUGUGCAAGUGUGCCGAGGGCUACGGAGGGGCCUUGUGUGACCACAAAAACGACUCCGCCAGCGCCUGCUCAGCCUUCAAAUGCCACCACGGGCAGUGCCACGUCUCAGACCGAGGGGAGCCCUACUGCCUGUGCCAGCCUGGCUUCGGAGGGGAGCACUGCGAACAAGAAAACCCGUGCCUGGGGGAGGUCGUCCGAGAGGUGAUCCGCCGCCAGAAGGGUUACGCGUCGUGUGCCACAGCCUCCAAGGUGCCCGUGGUGGAGUGCCGCGGGGGCUGCGGGCCCCAGUGCUGCCUGCCCACCCGCAGCAAGCGGCGGAAAUACGUCUUCCAGUGCACGGACGGCUCCUCCUUCGUGGAGGAGGUGGAGAGACACUUAGAGUGCGGCUGCCGGCCCUGCGGCCUCCGUCCGCCCCUCCGGCUCGGCGGCCCCGGCACAGCCACGGGGGACCUGGAGAGGAAAGAAGAAGAGAAUAUUAAGUAUAUUGUAAAAUAAACAAAAAAUAGAACUUAUUUUUAUUAUGGAAAGUGACUAUUUUCAUCUUUUAUUAUAUAAAUAUAUCACACCGUCCGCGUAUAUGUACCAUAUAGUGAGCUAUUGUUACUGAGUUGUCUUGUGUUGUGGAUUUGUCGUGUUUUUAUAAACAGCUGUUAAAAGUUUUAAGAGAAAAGACUAAUAAAAAUGUUUUAAAAUGGAAGGAUAAGAAUAAAGAAGUGAAAGCCUGUGUGAGGAAGAAGGAACUUUUUAUGUCGAUGAAACAGGAGGGUGUCAGCAGAAACUGAGCUCAGGAAUGAGGGGAGACGGGGGAGGAGACGUGACUCCUUCUCUACAGUGUUCAGUCCUGGCUGUUAAGGUCCCAGAUGCCCAGUUCUUCCAGGCAAAGCCCUGGGGCACGGGCCUCCUCUGUGACCCCCAUCCCCCUGCAGACCCCGCUCCUCCUGCCUGAGUGGCCCUGGAUUCCACUGCAAAACUAUCUGAACUCGGGCUCUUUUGCCAAAAUUUAAAACAGCUGCUCUUUCCCUUCCCUUCCCUCCUCAGGAACUGAGUCCCGUGGCCUCUCCUCCCUCCAGUUUGGGCUGUGACCCCAGGAGGGCGGGAAGCCAGGGCCGGAGCCAAGCCUGCCCACAGCCCUGGCCGGAGUCUGAUGCUGGGAAGUCUUGGAGGCUCUUGCUCUGGGGCACAGGCCUUAACCGGGCCAUCCAGGCACCGACAUAGUGACAGAGAACCCUUGCACGUCUGGUUUCCCGUGCACAUCAGCGCUGCCACCGCGCCCCACGUUACCCACGGAACUCCUGCCCCCCCCACCCCCCACCGGGAAGGGCAGAGCAGCAGAGCCCACAUCCCGAUGAGGAGAGGCCUCCCCGCCUCUGGGACCUGCCGCAGGCUUCCCAUCUGCUGUGCAAGAGCAGCCGGAGGCAGACUCCACGCUCCGGUUCCUCCCCAAACGGCACAGACACGGAGAUGCGGGCCCUGUAAGCCCAGCCAGCAGCCCGGCCAGAGAAGGACAGAGCUUUCCUGCUGUUCCUCCUGCUCGCGUCGGCCUCGCUCGCUCCUUGUUCUGCUUCCCGAGGACCCAGAGUCUAAACAGAGCGUCCUCCGUGUCGGGAAUGUGAGCAAAAGCGGCCUUUGGGCCCUGCCUCUCCUCCACCUCAGCUGCCCCUGCCACCCUCAGGCUGGGCCCCUCGCACCAACUGCCCACCUCCCGUCACCCAGCCCUCCGUCCCCGUCCCUGGGAGCCUCCCCUGUGGGGGUUGGGGAGAGUGUGGACCCCUGCUCUGAGGGCCCACGGAUGAGCCUAGGGGGUCUGAGAGGACCGAUGGUGGACCGAAGGCUCAGAGCGUCCAGAAGGGAGGAAGGAGCGGAGGGAAGAUGGAGGAGCACAGGCAGGUGGCACCAAGCCCACUCAGCCUGCCGGGCCCCUGCCCUCCGGAAGGACUCUCGGGGGCUGUGGCCUCCCUCUUCCUCCCCAGGAGUCCAGGCCUCUCUCUGCCCGUCACUCCUGGGUCCAAACCCGCGUCCAGCCCCCAAUCACCCCGCCAGCCAGAAGGACCAGGUUCUUUCUCUCAGGGGGGCUGGUGGGGGAGGGGAGGGAUUUUGAGCCUUCCUCUCAAUUUCGGAAGCCCUGACUUUACCAAGUGCCAAAUGCAAGGCCACUAAAAAAAUCCACCCCCAAAUGAAGCUUUUCUAACAUGGGGAGAUUAAAAUUCUCCUAUUUGAGCAACCAAAUUCUCAGAACAGGGAGCCCCACAGGGCAGGAAGAGUUUGGUUGGGAAAUUUUCAAGCUUAAUGGGUCAGUGUUUGCUGGGGACACAUGUUUCGGAAGAGGGGGGACGGGCCCUGUCUGCCCCUCCGCAGGACUCAGGGAAAAGGAAGGGAGGGUCCUCCUCCUGUCUACUCUGAGGGGCUCUCACGUGACUGAUGAGAUGAUGGACUUAAACACUCUUGUAAAGUGUAAACUAAAAAACCUUGCAUGUAAGACGCUGUGGUUAUUAUUACUGUUGUUGUUGCUAUUGUUGAUGUGCCAAUAGGUCCUCUGUGAAGCCGGCUUUGCCUUUCCAGUCUCAUAGGCAGGAACUCCAGUCUGACACAUCAGAGAGAGGAGGACAAGGAGGAGAGGGGCGAGGGAAGGAGGGGAGAUCUCCCAGGGCCAGCGAAGGAGAAAAUCUUCUAGGGGAGCCCAGCACAGCCGGACAGGAAUGCUAACCCUGCCCUUCACCGCAGACAAAUCUACCACCAGAUGAACCCAGAGGCUCCGCAGUCACCGCUGCCUUUUCCAGGAGCAGAAUCCCUAGUGUCAACUGGCCUGUCCCUCAAAACUCACAGUGUCCCCGAUAGCAGAGCUGAAGGAGCCCACGGGGUCCCAGGGGGGUGGGAAAACCGAGAAUCAGAGAGCGGAGCAUCCAGAUCUGAGACCAGGGUCAUCUGGCAACUUAACGCCAGAGGCAGGAAUAGAGCAGGUGCCUCCCCAGUGGGCACCCAGGCAGAGUGAGGCCUGAGACAGCCCCGGGACAGCUGCUAGGUGUCAGGAACGCACCCCGCCCUCCCCCCAGCCAGCUCCGGGGCACGCGACGGCAGGAGGCUGGGCACUGUGGGCUGGUGCACUUGCCCACGUUUCCAUGCUGGCUUAGACGAUGCCAGGGGAGCACUGGGGAAAGCUGAUGAGAGGUGCCAGCUGGCCAGGACCAAGGAAGACAGAAAUGGGCAUUUGGCAAAGCUUAUUUCUCUAACUCAACUACAGGUUCUUAGAGGAAACGUAUUAAGAUGUUUUUAAAACAAUGUUAUAGUGCCACUUCCCCAGUAUGAAUAAAAAAAUGUGCUUUUCCCAACAGACUGUCAUAUUCUGAUGUCACUGAAAUAAACGGAUGGGUCACAGGCAAGCUCUCGGACGCUCUUGUGAUACCAUAGCUCA